AUGGCUGGAGCUAAAGUCAAGCCCUCUUACGAAGAUUUUGAACCCUAUUGCAAAUGGGGAAUAGAAGCUGGACAGAACACUCUCGAGGUUCAUCUCCAUGUUGAUCAGCAGGUUGAGAUGGCUAAGAUUUGUUUCAAAAAGGAACAGUUGAGGGUUCAACUCAGCAGUCUUGGAAACAUGACAAUUACUGGGGAGCGUCGUGUGGACGAAAGUAGAUGGACCCGUUUUCGCAAAGAAAUCAAGGUUCCUAAGGAAUGCAACAAUUAUGAAAUUCGUGCAAAGUUGUCUGGUGGCAUUCUUUACAUAGUCAUGCCUAAGAAAACGACACCACCUUCCUCUCAAGACCAAGUUACACCACGAGGCGGAAAUCAAGAAAACGAACAAACAAAAGCCAGGAUCAAUCAAGAUGACGUUACCAAGGACACUGUAAACCAAGAAUUAGACACAAUGCUCGCCAUUAGGCCAACAAACUGUACAAUGCAGCUGCAAGAUGGGGUUUCUAGGCUUAAAAUGAGAAAAAAGAUGGCUAUUAAUGUAGCCGUAGCAGUUGUUGUGAUGGUUAUACUUGUUGCAUUUGUAAUAUACAAACAUCGUUAG
This is a messenger RNA of Dovyalis caffra, 597 nucleotides long. The record is from the annotation of a GenBank genome assembly. NCBI's taxonomy places the organism in Eukaryota, Viridiplantae, Streptophyta, Magnoliopsida, Malpighiales, Salicaceae.